AUGAGAGAGAUGCUGUCUGCGGCAGUUGUGACGAUACUCCUAGUCGCCUUCGAGGGCUGUGGCGUCGCGGCGAGGUCUGAGCCACAGCCAUCGGUCAUCAUCGUCGGCGCCGGCAUGUCCGGUAAGCUGCCGCGGAGGUGCCCUAGUACCUUACGUCGCGUCAUGGAAGUAACGUAUCGUCCGACUAUAUGUCGCAGGCAUAUCGGCGGCGAAAACGCUUUCGGAGGCCGGGAUUAAGAACAUACUCAUACUCGAGGCCACAAACCGUAUCGGUGGCCGGAUUCGCAAGGCUAAGUUUGCUGGCCUCAACGUGGAGAUCGGUGCAAACUGGGUCGAAGGAGUCAAUGGCCAGGAGGUGAACCCGAUAUGGACCUUGGCCAAUAAACUACGCCUUAGAUCUUUCCUCUCAGAGUUCGGUAACCUUUCAUCGAACGUCUACCAGUAAGCAUCAUCAGCUCCUCCUCUUCCUCCUUUUCCCGACUGUCUUCACACUUGUACUAUUGUGAAACAUCAUUCUAAGACUUGUUAACUACUCAGGACUGGGUUAUACGAGGCCUCUACGGCUCAGAAAGUCGUGGACAACGCGGAUAAGGUUGCGGAAGCCGCAGCAGAGUUUACAAAGUCCUUGUCUCAGAGUGGACAGGAUGAUAUCUCCGUGUUAACCUUCCAACGACUCUCCCAAAGGUGGCCACUCUCUAGCAUUCUCUAAAUUUUGAUUUCGUAAAGCGACGACCUUUUCAGUCUACUCUUAUUCCUUAUUUACCUUCACCGCCUUCGACCCAUCAUUUUUUCUCUCUGCGGCCAACCUAGCGUGCCCUCGACAGCGAUAGAUAUGGCUGUGGACUACUUCAAUCACGAUUACGAGUUCGCCGAACCGCCGCGCGUGACUAGCCUUCAGAACACGGAGCCUCUCCCGACGUUCGCCAACUACGGGGAAGAUGUGUACUUUGUGGCAGACCAGCGGGGUUAUGAAAGCACGGUGUAUCACUUGGCCUACCAAUUCCUGGCUUCCGACGGCAAGGGCACCAUCACUGACCCUCGUCUCAAGCUUAAAAAUGUGAGUUCUUCACACAUCGUUUUCUCUUCUUUCCCUCUCUCCUCCCCCCCCUCUCUGUCUGCCUCUCUCCUCUAUCUUUUCUCUCACCCCACCCCUCUCUCUCCUCCAUCUCUUCUCCCCCGCCUCUCUCUCUGCUCUAUCCCUUCUCCCCCUUCUUUCUCUCCUCUAUCUCUUCUCCCCCCUCCCUCUCUCCUCCCCCCUUCCUCUCUCUCUCCCCUCUCUCUUCGCUCCCCCCCUCUCUCUCCUCUCUCUUCGCUCCCCCCUCACUCCUCUAUCCCUUCUCUCUUCUUUCCCUUUCUCUCUUAUUUUCUUUUCUUCCCUCCCUCCUCUCUCCCUCUCUCGUCGAUCUUCUCUUUCUCUGUCUCUCUGCCUCUCCCUUCUUUCAAGGCGUGAACUGUGUCACACGUUCCCCAUCGUGCGGCGAUGGUUCAAGGAGCGAUGCUUCGUGAAACCGCUUUGAAGUUCAUGGUCUAGGUUUUAAAAAUAAAGGAUUGAAUUAUUAGAUAUGAGCCUUAUGAGAUCCGAUAUAUUAUCGGUCCAAUUUUCAUGGAACAGGGCUUCAAAAUAUGCCGGCAAAUAAUUUUAAGUUUAGGCCAGUCCGAUCUCCUAUGGGUGAAACUUGGCCUUGAUAGGGUCCAUUCAGGAGAUUGGCCCUUGAAGCUAGACUUGGUACCAUAAACUAUUACAUUGUAGAUAAGAUUGUAAAUACUUCUGAACUUUUAAAUUAUUCCGAUCUUGCAAUUUCAUAUUCAAAAGCUAACUUGUUGUUAUCAUCUGCUAUAGGUGGUGAACCAUAUAGAGCAUUCACAAAGUGGGGUGACCGUUAAGACAGAGGACGGUUCGACUUAUACCGCUGAUUAUGUGAUGGUUUCUGCCAGCGUCGGCGUCCUUCAGACUAAUCUCAUUAAGUUCCAACCAGAUUUACCUGUAAGUUUUCUUUUUCUACUCUCACACAAGUAUGGAGGAGGAGGGAGGAAGCAAGAGAGAGAGAGAGAGAGAGAGGGGGAGAGAGAGAGACAGGGGAGAGAGAGAGAGGGAGAGAGAGAGAGACAGAGGAGGGAGAGAGAGAGAGAGACGGGGGGGAGAGAGAGACAGGGGAGAGGGAGAGAGAGACAGAGGAGGGAGAGAGAGAGACAGGGGAGAAGGAGAGAGAGAGACAGGGGCAGGGGAGGGAGGGAGAGACAGGGGAGGGAGAGAGAGAGACAGGGGAGAAGGAGAGAGAGACAGGGGAGAAGGAGAGAGAGAGACAGGGGAGAGGGAGAGAGAGAGACAGGGGAGGGGGAGAGAGAGACAGGGGAGAGGGAGAGAGAGAUGGGGGGGGGGGAGAGGGAGGAAGGGAGAGGGUGGAUUUGUUGAUAAACGAAAGAGCUACACUUCUAUCCAAUAAGAAUCGAAUUUGCGCUUAAUCUUUUUGGCGGGUUUAUUUUUCAUAUGGCUGAAUAAUCUGUGGCUUCCAGACGUGGAAGAUCCUUGCCAUCUAUCAGUUCAGCAUGGCAGUGUACACCAAGAUCUUCGUCAACUUCCCUUCCAAGUUCUGGCCCAGCGGUAAUGGAACAGAGUUCUUCCUCUAUGCAAGUGAGAGGAGGGGUUACUAUCCAGUCUGGCAGGUAUCGACCUGACCUUUCUCUCAGAUGAUAGGCAUCCAUAGAUGCAUACGUAUGUUUCAUGUAUGGUAGAAGCGAAAUGGAGCUAAUCUAUUGUUUCUGUGGCUACAGCAAUUCGAAUCUCAGUACCCCGGAGCCAACGUCCUCCUCGUGACGGUCACCGAUGAGGAGUCGAGAAGGAUCGAGCAGCAGCCGGAUUCAGUGACGAAGGCUGAAAUCAUGGAGGUAUUGAGGAACAUGUUCGGAAAGAAUAUACCUGAGGCCACAGACAUACUCGUCCCGAGGUGGUGGUCUGACCGGUUCUACAAAGGAACAUUCUCAAAUUGGCCGAUUGGAGUCAGCAGAUACGAAUACGAUCAGAUCAGGGUAUCUUCUCAUUUUCUCCUAAGGAUAUAUUGAAUUGUAUGGUAAAAAAUUAUCCAAUUAUUUUUCGGAAGCAGCUGGGAUGAUUCAGCUCCUUCUUCUUGUCUUAUUUCAAUAAUGGGAAAAGGCUCCUGUGGGAAGGGUUUACUUCACCGGCGAGCACACAAGCCAGCAUUACAAUGGAUAUGUCCACGGCGCCUAUCUCUCAGGUUUCUAUAUAAUGAGUUAUUUCCAGAUUAUAUGCACACGUCUUCGUUACGGUUUAUUGUUUUGCCUUCUCGGUGAUGACCGGAACCGAUUUUCCUUAGGUGUGGAUUCUGCGUUCAUGUUGAUUGGCUGCAUCAAGUAUGGAUCCUGCGAUGUGGAAACCGAUCCCAAAGCUUAG
Spirodela intermedia is the source of this 3409-nucleotide messenger RNA. The record is from the annotation of a GenBank genome assembly. NCBI's taxonomy places the organism in Eukaryota, Viridiplantae, Streptophyta, Magnoliopsida, Alismatales, Araceae.